AUGUCUGAGACAGCGAUUGUAACAGAGUUUGCCGGCGCUCUUUACGCUGCCACCUCAGCUCUUCGACAACGUCGCCACCGCCGCUGUCCUCGUCCAUCCGUCGCCGGUCCUCCACUUUCUCAUUCGUACAGCAGCGCAGCAAGUCGCCAGUCCUCCACCGCGGGCGGUUCUCCUUCAUACAAGAAAAUUUGGGAUGCAUUGACCGGUGAUGAACUGCACUCAUUUGAGCACAAGCACAUUAUUCGAGCUUGUGUUUUCUCGGAGGAUACUAAUUUUCUACUGACUGGUGGAGUUGAGAAAAUUCUUCGAAUAUAUGAUCUGAACCGUCCAGAUGCACCUCCUAGAGAGGUGGCUAAGUCUCCAGGCUCAGUGAGAGCUGUCUCAUGGCUCCACAGUGAUCAAACAAUAUUAAGUUCUUGUACUGAUAUGGGAGGUGUUAGAUUAUGGGAUGUAAGAACUGGCGACAUAGUCCGUACACUUGAGACAAAAUCACCUGUUACUAGUGCUGAAGUGAGUCAAGAUGGUCGAUAUAUAACUACUGCCGAUGGGUUCAGUGUUAAGUUUUGGGAUGCUAAUCAGAAUUAAGGCAUCAAGUGAGUUUAGUUCGUGGCGUUGCGAGUAAUGUAUUCUCAAAGAUGGGCACCUCGUUGAAUUAUAAGGUGGGCACAAUGAUAGAGAUCCCAAGAGCAGCUCUUGUGGCUGAUGAUGAGGUAUGUUUAAUCUCAAUUUGAGCGGUCUUAAUUAAUUGAGUUGGGAAGUUUAGUGAUGAAAAGAGUUGUAAGUGUCAGAUAGCAAAAGAGGCAGAGUUUUUCUCGUUUGGGACUAAUGAUCUCACACAAAUGACAUUCGUAUAUAGCAGAGAUGACAUAGGAAAGUUUCUACCUGUAUACUUGUCAAAGGGCAUUCUUGAACACGAUCCCUUUGAGGUAUGUAUAGUAUAGUAUGACUUCAAUUCCUAGUUGCACGUACUUUUACCUUGAUGAUCACAGAUCCAUUCAUCAGGUUCUGGAUCAGAAAGGUUUUGGGCAGCUGAUCAAGAUUGCCACCGAAAGAGGCCGUGCUGCUAGGCCAAGCUUGAAGGUCAGUCACUGUAGGCUGUGCUUCUCACAUCUUUUUAAUUUGCCCAUUCAUCAAACUAAAAUAAUAUUUGAACGACACAAGACUAGUUUGAGAUUUAAUAUUUGGGUUUAUAGAGUAUCAACUAUUGUUUUGUGCUUCAUAUAUAUCUUUUGCUUUUUUUGUUGCCUGGGGUUUAAAUGUUGGUGAUAUUCUAUAUUAUGCAUCUGCUCUUUUUUCUCACUUGGACUGAUGGACCAUUUCAUGAGUAAGCUUCACCUCAAAUCCCUGAUAUUUUAACCUUCUUUAUGUGAUUUGAGAAGACAUUUUAAAAGAUCCAUCGAGAGUAUGAUUGCCUCUAAACCAUAUGCAUGGUCUGUUUUAUAGUUAUUUGGUCUAUUCUGAUUGUUAUGAUGGACUGAUGGACCAUUUCAUGUGUAACAAAAUAUUUGUUGUUUAUGUCCAACCUCUUUAUAUGAAGCCCUGUGUGUUUCCCUCAAACUGAGUGUCAUGGUGUUGUGUUCAAUUUUGCAUAAGAGCUUGUGAUGGAGGCCAAGAAGGGAAGAAGAUGAUGAUAAGAAAAGAAAAAGAUGGGUGGGAGAUUGAUUUCUCAGGUGAUAAACCGCCUACACCAUUGCUAGACACCAUCAACUAUCAAGUGCAUAUGAAGAACCUAUCUACACUGGUAUAUAUAGUAGUACACACAAUUACACAAACCAUUCUUCAUUAACUUUCAUGAUGUUUUACUGUUAAUUUUAUGGGCAUU
Messenger RNA from Ipomoea nil (Japanese morning glory), 1822 nucleotides. RefSeq names its product serine-threonine kinase receptor-associated protein-like. The record is from RefSeq and is a predicted model, not a curated record. Bases 1 to 585 code for a protein of 194 amino acids. Gene Ontology annotation, cellular component: SMN complex. Gene Ontology annotation, molecular function: protein binding; RNA binding. Lineage: Eukaryota; Viridiplantae; Streptophyta; Magnoliopsida; Solanales; Convolvulaceae. The transcript is spliced from 6 exons. Gene Ontology annotation, biological process: spliceosomal snRNP assembly.